Eufriesea mexicana is the source of this 452-nucleotide messenger RNA. It is a transcript of the gene UQCR-Q, whose product is annotated as Ubiquinol-cytochrome c reductase ubiquinone-binding protein. The record is from RefSeq and is a predicted model, not a curated record. Bases 85 to 330 code for a protein of 81 amino acids. Gene Ontology annotation, cellular component: respiratory chain complex III. Lineage: Eukaryota; Metazoa; Arthropoda; Insecta; Hymenoptera; Apidae. The transcript is spliced from 3 exons. Gene Ontology annotation, biological process: mitochondrial electron transport, ubiquinol to cytochrome c.
AGUCAAUAUACUACCAGAUACUACCGAGAGCAGAAUCUCUCUAGACUUCUCGUGUGUAAUAUCGCUUAACACAGAUCAUACAAAAUGGGGUUAGACUUUGGAAAUCUCGCAAGAAUAAGUGGCAUUACAUUCUUUCGCCUUAGUCCACAUGAACAAAGAGCUUUUGCUGGAAUGAAUGAUCUUGGUGUUGGAUUGAUGAAAGGUUUCAGAAAAAAUUUUCUACGCAUUGCACCCAUGUUUAUGAUAUCUUUUAUCAUAAUGAAUUGGGCACAUGAAGAAAAUAGAAAAUUAUACCGUAAGAAUCCAAAGGACUAUGAAAAUGACGUUUAGUGCAUUAUGAUUAGCAUAAAUAUACAAUCUGCUAUAGUUGAUUUAUAUAGUAUUUACUAUUAAAACGAAAUUCUGUAAGCAUUUAAUGAAGUGUCUUUAAAUAAAAUUAAAUCCACAGAAAA